This is a messenger RNA of Penicillium arizonense, 510 nucleotides long. RefSeq names its product bZIP transcription factor. The record is from RefSeq and is a predicted model, not a curated record. The coding region runs from base 1 to 510 and encodes 169 amino acids. The transcript has 5 exons. Lineage: Eukaryota; Fungi; Ascomycota; Eurotiomycetes; Eurotiales; Aspergillaceae. Gene Ontology annotation, molecular function: DNA-binding transcription activator activity, RNA polymerase II-specific; transcription cis-regulatory region binding. Gene Ontology annotation, cellular component: RNA polymerase II transcription regulator complex.
AUGCCGCCUCAAGGGGAUAAAUUGCCAUCGUCCGAGGAAGGUCCAGAGGAGGGCAAGGCCCAGCGGUCCUCUGAACUCAUGACGGAGCAAAAACGCGCGCGUAACCGUCUGUCACAGCGAUACUUUCGCGAACGCCGAAAAUUGCGCCUUAAGGAACUGGAAACGCAAGUCCAAUCACUCUCCGCGACCGACAGCGACCGGACCGCACGAUUGGCAGCAGAGAACGCCAAGCUAAGGAACUCGUUGGUACAAACAAGGAAGAGAAUGGCACAGUUAAAAUCAAUGAUAGCGAGCCUUGACGAGACACUGGAGGGCUUGCUGGAUGCGUCAUACUUGACUACUACGUGCAUGCAGGACGCAACUCAGAAGGUCGCAACUUCGAAAGAACAAGAUCCCACAGGUGUUCCAACUCUGCCGGAUGCGGUAACACCUGCCAUCAUUUUAACAUCUCUGGAAGAUCGCCAGUGGGGCGAUUUGGAUCAUCAGCAGCAGCGGAGUUGGAGAAUAUAG